AUGGGGCUGGUGCAGCUGAUCAUAGCACAGCCCGGUGGCAGAAGGCAAAUUCUUUUCUGCAUUCCCCUCAUGCUUCUGGAUCAAGUUUCAGUGAAGAUGAUGGCUUCCUCGUUGCGCCAAAUCUCCAGAGUCUCCACAUCGCUCCCUAGUUUACUCACAUUCUUCAUUAUUCUUUGCAUUUUGAAAGUGGAAUCAGCCCUGUUUACAGUUGUUGGACCUGAUCAACCAAUUACUGCCAUUGUGGGGGAAGAGAUCGUAUUGCCAUGCCACCUGUCCCCCAGCAUGAGCGCUGCGAACAUGGAAGUGAGGUGGUUCCGACCUGGGUCUACAAAUUAUGUUCAUCUGUACCGUGAUGGGAAAGAUCAGUUUGGACGACAGUUGCCAGAAUACAAGAGAAGGACAGCAUUUUGGAAGGAUGGCAUCACAGAUGGAAAUGUUUCCCUCACAACGCUCAAUAUCAGGCCUUCAGAUGAAGGGCAAUACACCUGCUUUGUUGAUGAUGGUAUUAUUUAUGAAGAAGCUGUAAUAGAACUGAAGGUCGCAGGUUUAGGCUCUAAUCCUAUCAUCUCUGUGGAGGAUUACCAGAAUGGGGGGAUCCUGGUGAUAUGUCGAUCAGCUGGGUGGUACCCAGAGCCCCAAGUGCUGUAGAGAAAUUCUCAGCAGCAUCAUAUACCAUCACUCUCUGAAAUAAAAUCCCAAAAAGAAAAUGGCCUGUUUGAAACAAAAAUUUCUGCUGUCAUGAAGGAAGAUUCAAACCAGAACUUGUCCUGUUGCAUCAGGAACAGCCUCCUCGACCGAGAGAAGGAAUCAGCAAUUCAUAUAUCAGCGCUGCUCCUCACGCUCCUGUUGUCUCCUUUCCCCGCAGAGGACGUGACUCUGGAUCCAGACACAGCUCAUCCCUACCUCGUCCUGUCUGAGGAUGGGAAAAGUGUUAGAAGGACACACACACGGCAGGAUCUGCCCGACAAUCCUGAGAGAUUUGACACGUGGCGCUGUGUGCUGGGCCGUGAGGGAUUCACCUCCGGGAGACACUGGUGGGAGGUGGAGGUGGGGGAGGGGGGAUGGUGGGCUGUGGGGGUGGCCAGAGAGUCUGUGAGCAGGAAGGGAGAAAUUAGCUUUAGCCCCGAGGAGGGGGUCUGGGCUGUGCGGCGCUACUGGGGUCACUACGAGGCUCUCACUGCUCCAUGUCAUACCUCCCUGCCCCUGGACCGGGUCCCCAGCAGGGUGGGGGUGUAUCUGGACUGCACGUUGGGGCGGGUGUCGUUUCUCGAUGCUGACACCGAGGCCCCGAUCUUGACCUUCCCGCCAGCCUCGUUCGCGGGGGGCAGGAUCCGGCCCUGGUUCUGGGUGGGGGAUGGUGAAAUCCAGCUCAGGCGGCGCCAGUGAGAGGGAAAGGA
Molecule: messenger RNA, 1397 nt
Organism: Alligator mississippiensis (American alligator)
Lineage: Eukaryota; Metazoa; Chordata; Crocodylia; Alligatoridae
Product: butyrophilin subfamily 1 member A1
Exons: 5
Molecular function (GO): protein binding
Source: RefSeq, a predicted model, not a curated record